AUGACUGAAAGUUUCUCAAAAGAAUAUCUAAUGGGUUCUCCUCUAGAGGACAAUAAAAUGUGUGAAACCCAUGAUUUACCUAUUAAUACAAUAUGUGAGGACUGUGAUAAAUUCAUUUGUAAUAAGUGUGCCAAAACAGAUCAUAGAGAUCACGAAUGGAAGAGUCUAUCUACAGCAGCGACCGAAAAGAGGAGAGGUCUGCUUAAAUAUCUAACAAAGAUCAAGGAAGAGGAUCUGCCUGGAAUUGAUGAGAAAAUAGAGAAGAUUUCACAAAAGAUCAUAGAAAAUAAUGAACUUUGUGAUUCUGAGAUUAAAGGGCUACAUAAGCAUUGUGAAGCACUACUAGCCAGACUGGUAAAAAUCUUACAGCGUCAUGAAAGAACAUUGAAAGACAAUCUUGUUAAAAAGAAUGAUAAAUUGAACCAAGAGAAAUCUGAGCUGGACAAGAGGAAGAGAGGAAUUGUUAACACAGUGGAAUUCAUGGAGGAGAACAACUGCAAAAUGUCCAAUUACAGCUUGAUUGACAACCACAGAGAACUGACAAAAAUGUGUCUGAAUUGGAGGUUCAUUCCACAAACUGUGAACACUCAUUGA
Saccostrea echinata is the source of this 594-nucleotide messenger RNA. RefSeq names its product tripartite motif-containing protein 75-like. The record is from RefSeq and is a predicted model, not a curated record. Gene Ontology annotation, molecular function: zinc ion binding. The coding region runs from base 1 to 594 and encodes 197 amino acids. NCBI's taxonomy places the organism in Eukaryota, Metazoa, Mollusca, Bivalvia, Ostreida, Ostreidae. The transcript has a single exon.